Molecule: messenger RNA, 648 nt
Organism: Eruca vesicaria subsp. sativa (arugula)
Lineage: Eukaryota; Viridiplantae; Streptophyta; Magnoliopsida; Brassicales; Brassicaceae
Source: the annotation of a GenBank genome assembly
CCCCAACCAAAUCUCUUCUCCUCUCUAUCGAAUUCCCAAUCACACCACCGAUCGUCUUCGUCUUCUAACACCCUAACCGGAUCUGGAGGCAAUGGACAGCGUAAGCACCAACGUUAGCACGACAACAACUUCCAUGGAGAAGAUCGAUCAGGCAGCGAGCUGGGUCAGCGCCACGAUCAUCUCCGCUUUCUUCGCCUCCCUCGAGCGUUGCUCCUGCGUCAAUCUCUCAACCUCCCAUGACGAUGAAGAAGAAUACGACGAGGAAUCUCACAACCGUCCCCUUGCUCUCUCCGCCGCUCCUCAUUCCAACGACACCGUUUAAGCUCCAUGAUUAGUAAUUAAAAUCAUUUCGUGUGUUUUUUUUUAUUUUGCGUCCUCUAAUGAUCGAUAAGCAUGCAUUGUGUUGUGUGUAAUGGUAAUGGAAAUUUCAGACUCUUUUGAAUUUGUUUUUCUUUUGUUGUGAUUCUCAGAUGCUCUUUAUCUAUUUGUGUUGAUGAUCUUACAUGAGUUUUAAAUUAAUAAACAUAUGUUUGAUGUUUUGAAUUUAACAUAUGCAGUCAAGUUCAUUUGUCUGAAGUUUACUUUGUUGAUCAGCCUCUUGAUUUGCGUUUUUCAUUUUCGAUAUUUUUUUUUUGUAACUCUGUUCAA